Messenger RNA from Zalophus californianus (California sea lion), 5248 nucleotides. It is a transcript of the gene FMN2, whose product is annotated as formin 2. Gene Ontology annotation, cellular component: actin filament; nucleus; endoplasmic reticulum membrane. The record is from RefSeq and is a predicted model, not a curated record. Lineage: Eukaryota; Metazoa; Chordata; Mammalia; Carnivora; Otariidae. Gene Ontology annotation, molecular function: microtubule binding. Gene Ontology annotation, biological process: actin nucleation; intracellular transport.
GCACUGCAGCCGCAGGAGCAGGCACGCAUUGUGCAAAGAGGCGGCAGAUGCGAGCAGGGCCAACCCCACGCGCGUUGGCCUCCUCGCCCAGAGGCUUGCCGGGCCGCUUGACUGGCCCCCGUGCCUACCCCUGUGCGGGCUGGGGGCCAAGGAGGGCCGGCAUGGCCUGAGUGUUGGAGGCGCCUCGGCUCAGCGGCGGGAUUGCAACAUGGGGAACCAGGAUGGGAAGCUGAAGAGGAGCGCAGGUGAUGCCUUGCACGAAGGCGGAAGCAGCGCAGAGGAUGCUGUUGGGCCCAGAGAUGUGGAAGCCACAAAGAAGGGGAGCGGGGGCAAGAAGGCGUUGGGCAAGCACGGCAAGGGGGGAGGGGGUGGCGGCGGGGGGGAGCCAGGCAAGAAGAAGAGCAAGUCGGAAUCUAGAGCCUCAGUGUUUUCCAACCUGCGGAUCAGGAAGAACCUGUCCAAGGGGAAAAGCACCGGUGGCUCCCGCGAGGAUGUGCUGGACUCCCAGGCCCUGCAGACCGGGGAGCUGGACAGCGCGCAUUCUCUGGUCACCAAGACUCCAGACCUCAGCCUCUCGGCAGACGAGACGGGCCUGUCGGAUACCGAGUGUGCUGACCCAUUCGAGGUAACCCGUCCGAGUGGCCAUGGACCCACUGAUGCUGGGGUUGGGGGCAGGGUGGUCUUGGAGGAUUUGGAAACAACCGUGGGGAUGCAGGAUGGACAAAGGACCAGUUCAGGCUCGGACACGGACAUCUAUAGCUUCCACUCGGCCACGGAGCAAGAGGAUUUGCUUUCAGACAUUCAGCAGGCGAUCCGCCAGCAGCAGCAGCGGCAGCAGCAGCGGGGCUCCGAGGAGCCUGCAGCGCCCUCCGCAGCCGCCUCCCCCCAGCCCGGGGCCUUCUUGGGCCUGGACCAGUACUUGCUGGGUUCCAGCAGCGCAGCCCGGGAGGCCCCUUGCAGUCCUGACCCGGAGCGGGCUCUGUCUGCGCUUUCUGACCUGCCUGGCAGCCUGGCCACCGAGCCCCAGGUGCCUGAGCAGCCACCGCCCCCCAGCGGCCCUGGAGCCUUGGCGAUGCCUGGCCUGCCUGAGGGCCAGCCCGCAGCCGCAGCCUCGCCCUCCUCCCCCGCCUUCCCGUUCCCUGAGGCCCCGCCGGGAGAGGGCUCGGCCAGAGCUGCCGGCCCAGGGGCUGGGGACACUGACGAGGAGGGCGAGGAAGAUGCAUUUGAGGAUGCCCCCCGAGACUCUCCAGGGGAGACGUGGGGUCCGGGGGUGGAAGAGGUUCCCCCGAGGCUGGGGACAGAGCCCGAGGGGGAGCCCAGCAGGCCCGGCGCCCUGGCAGCUGCCUCCCUGCCCAGCAGCCCUGCGCCGAGCCCGCGCUGCUUCAAGCCCUACCCGCUCAUCACUCCCUGCUACAUCAAGACCACCACCCGGCAGCUCAGCUCGCCCAAUCACUCCCCCUCUCAGUCCCCCAGCCAGAGCCCCAGGAUCAAGAGGCGGCUAGAGUCCUCCCUGAGCCGGGGGCCCAGAGCUUCCCUAGUCUCGGCCGCUGCUCCAGCCAAGAAGCACCGGGCUGAUAACGGCCUCGCCUGCGGCCUCAGCCGUUCAGCCGACUGGACUGAGGAGCUGGGCAGCCGUGCGCCCCCGGCCGGGGGCUCUGCGCACCUGCUGGAACGCGGGGUGGCCUCGGAGGGGAGCGGUGGGGCGCCACCAGUGCAGGCGGCCAAGGUGUCUGGGGCACAGGCGGCUGCUGAUUGUUUCCAGAACGUGUUCACAGGGCGAACUCUUUUGGAGAAGCUAUUCAGCCAGCAGGAGAACGGGCCUCCGGAAGAAGCAGAGAAGUUUUGCUCCCGGAUCAUUGCCAUGGGUCUUCUACUUCCUUUCAGUGACUGCUUCAGGGAACCGUGUGAUCGAAAUGCCCAAUCAAGUUCAGCUCCGUUUGAUCAAGAUCAACUUUAUACUUGGGCUGCGGUCAGCCAACCCACUCACUCACUGGAUUACACAGAAGGGCAGUUUCCCAGGCGAGUCCCGUCUGUUUGGCCCCCAUCGAAACCUCCUGAUGAAGAACACAGGCUGAAGGAUGCUGAAACAGAAUCUCAGUCCGCUGUUUUGGAAACUCCAAAAAAAUGUUCAGAUGCUGUUCAGCGGGAAGUUUUUGACAUGAAGUCUGAAGGACAGGCAACUGUAAUUCAGCAGCUGGAACAGACCAUUGAGGAUCUGAGGACCAAAAUAGCUGAGCUGGAGAAGCAGUAUCCUGCCCUGGAUGUGGAUGUGGCCAGUGGCCGUCAUGGGGCUCACAAUGGAGUGGCAUCAUUAGAAGGUGUCUGUCUUGAAGCUCUCAGGUUAGGAGAAAAGGAUGUACAUCAUCAAAGGAUUUUACAGGCAAAGUCAAUCCAGACGUCCCCGACGGAAGAGGGUGGGAUACCGACACUGCCUUCUGUUAAUGCACUACCAGAGUGUCCUCCCUGCCCACCUGGGCCCGAAAGUGGAGACUCAGCUAUGCCCUCCUCACCUUCUGGACCUCAGACAAAAUUCUGCUCAGAGAUUUCUUUGAUUGUGUCUCCAAGGCGAAUAUCAGUACAGCUCGACACACAUCAGCCCACUUUGCCUCCAGCACCUCCAUCCCUUCCGAGGUCUGACAGUCAAAGACAGGCCGGGUCACAACCUUCCCAUCCUUCUCUUCAUACUGAGUCUGAAACCAGCCAUCAAUACUCUGUUUUCUCUUCCUUUGACAAUAGCCAUAGCAUCCAACCCUCCCCACCUCUGCCUUGCACAGAGUCUUCCAGCUCCAUGCCUGGAGUGGGCAUGGUGGUCCCCCCACCUCCCCCUCUCCCUGGCACAACAGGGCCUGCUCUGCCCAGUACAGCCAUCCCCCCACCUCCUCCUCUGCCUGGUACAGAAAUGCUACCCCCCACUCCUCCGCCUUUGCCUGGUGAGGGAAUACCUCCUCCCCCUCCCUUGCCAGGUGAGGGAAUACCUCCUCCCCCACCUCUUCCUGGAGUGGGAAUACCUCCUCUCCCUCCCCUGCCAGGUGAAGGAAUACCUCCUCCCCCACCUCUUCCUGGAGUGGGAAUACCUCCUCCACCCCCUCUUCCUGGAGUGGGAAUACCUCCUCCCCCUCCCCUGCCAGGUGAAGGAAUACCUCCUGCCCCACCUCUUCCUGGAGUGGGAAUACCCCCUCCCCCUCCUCUUCCUGGAGUGGGAAUACCCCCUCCUCCCCCUCUUCCUGGAGUGGGAAUACCCCCUCCCCCACCUCUUCCUGGAGUGGGAAUACCCCCUCCCCCGCCUCUUCCUGGAGUGGGAAUACCCCCUCCCCCUCCUCUUCCUGGAGUGGGAAUACCCCCUCCCCCUCCUCUUCCUGGAGUGGGAAUACCCCCUCCCCCUCCUCUUCCUGGAGUGGGAAUACCCCCUCCCCCUCCUCUUCCUGGAGUGGGAAUACCCCCUCCCCCUCCUCUUCCUGGAGUGGGAAUACCUCCUCCCCCCCCUCUUCCUGGAGUGGGAAUACCCCCUCCCCCCCCUCUUCCUGGAGUGGGAAUACCUCCUCCCCCCCCUCUUCCUGGAGUGGGAAUACCUCCUCCCCCCCCUCUUCCUGGAGUGGGAAUACCUCCUCCUCCCCCUCUUCCUGGAGUGGGAAUACCUCCUCCCCCCCCUCUUCCUGGAGUGGGAAUACCUCCUCCCCCCCCUCUUCCUGGAGUGGGAAUACCUCCUCCUCCUCCCCUGCCAGGUAUGGGGAUUCCGUCUGUUCCCACUCCCCCUCCCACUUCUGGAUCAGGCAUCCCCCCACCCCCUCUACUUCCUGGAUUAGGCCCUCCACUCCCCCCUCAGGUUGGAAGUAGCACUUUAUCAGCACCGCAAGUGUGUGGCUUUCUUCCUCCUCCGUUGCCAGCUGGCUUGUUUGGAUUAGGGCUGAACCAAGACAGAGGGAGUAGGAAGCAACCAGUAGAGCCUUGUCGGCCCAUGAAGCCUCUGUAUUGGACGAGAAUUCAACUGCAUAGUAAAAGAGACUCCAGUGCUUCACUUAUUUGGGAAAAAAUUGAAGAGCCAUCCAUAGAUUGUCAUGAAUUUGAGGAAUUAUUUUCUAAAACUGCUGUGAAGGAGAGGAAAAAACCUAUUUCUGACACCAUCACAAAGACCAAGGCUAAACAAGUGGUCAAGUUAUUAAGCAACAAAAGAUCACAAGCAGUUGGAAUAUUAAUGUCUAGCCUUCAUUUAGAUAUGAAAGAUAUACAACAUGCUGUUGUGAACUUGGACAAUUCUGUGGUUGAUCUGGAGACCCUUCAAGCUCUCUAUGAGAAUAGAGCACAGUCAGAUGAACUGGAAAAAAUUGAAAAGCACGGCCGGUCCUCCAAAGACAAGGAAAAUGCCAAGUCUCUGGACAAACCUGAACAGUUCCUUUAUGAACUGUCACUAAUCCCCAACUUCUCAGAGCGAGUCUUUUGUAUUCUGUUCCAGUCCACGUUUUCAGAAAGCAUUUGCUCAAUUCGUCGCAAACUGGAAUUGCUACAGAAAUUGUGUGAGACAUUAAAAAAUGGCCCAGGGGUUAUGCAGAUCCUGGGUUUGGUUCUUGCUUUUGGCAACUACAUGAAUGGAGGGAAUAAGACUCGAGGACAGGCCGAUGGCUUCGGAUUAGACAUUCUUCCAAAGCUGAAAGAUGUCAAAAGCAGUGACAAUAGCAGAAGCCUGUUGUCAUAUAUUGUUUCCUAUUAUCUUCGAAAUUUUGAUGAGGAUGCUGGAAAAGAACAGUGUGUUUUUCCACUGCCAGAACCCCAGGACCUUUUUCAGGCUUCACAGAUGAAGUUUGAAGAUUUUCAAAAAGAUCUCAGAAAACUAAAGAAAGACUUGAAAGCCUGUGAAGUUGAGGCGGGGAAAGUAUACCAGGUGUCCUCAAAAGAGCACAUCCAGCCUUUCAAAGAAAACAUGGAACAAUUUAUUAUUCAAGCUAAAAUUGAUCAAGAGGCAGAGGAAAACUCACUGACAGAGACUCAUAAAUGCUUUUUGGAGACCACAGCCUAUUUCUUCAUGAAACCAAAAAUUGGAGAGAAGGAGGUGUCCCCAAAUGUUUUCUUCAGUAUCUGGCAUGAAUUCAGCUCUGACUUUAAAGACUUUUGGAAGAAAGAGAACAAACUCAUUCUACAAGAAAGAGUAAAAGAAGCCGAAGAGGUGUGCAGGCAGAAAAAGGGAAAAUCACUUUAUAAAAUAAAACCAAGACAUGACUCUGGAAUUAAAGCAAAAAUAAGCAUGAAAACCUGA